This is a messenger RNA of Trichoderma citrinoviride, 722 nucleotides long. RefSeq lists its product as hypothetical. The record is from RefSeq and is a predicted model, not a curated record. The transcript has 3 exons. Lineage: Eukaryota; Fungi; Ascomycota; Sordariomycetes; Hypocreales; Hypocreaceae. Bases 1 to 582 code for a protein of 193 amino acids.
AUGCGUCCCAGCUCGGCGCUCCCAAUGCUGGCCCUGGGCUCGGUUGCCCGGGCCGCGAGCUCUCCUGAGGAUGGUAGACUCUCUCCUCGAGAUGUCAAACACUUCGAGAGAGCCCUUGAGACCAGGGGCUUGGCGGAGGAUAUCUGGAACCAGAUCAAGAACGCGGCAACUUGCACCGCGUGUCAGGGUAUUCUUGUCCUUCUCAAGGGACUCGCCGCCUUCGGAGACGGAGCGUUCGUUGACGUGACUACUGCUAUCUGCCAGCUCGCCAAUGUCGAAGAUGACGAUGUUUGCGAGGGCACCAUUGCGCUCGAGGGUCCCAUCAUUGCCAAGUCCAUUCGAAACAUGGACCUCGGCUCUACGACGUCGCAGCUGUUCUGCGGCUCGUUCCUCGGACUCUGCGCCGAGCCCGCUGUUCCUCAAUGGAAGAUUCCCUUUCCCUCUCCCAAACCACAAACCGUUCGUCCUGCGCCGAGUGGGAAGAAGCCUUCCAAGGUGGUCCAUUAUUCGGACAUCCACAUUGAUCCCCUCUAUGUGGCGGGCUCGACUACGAACUGCACCAAGCCUAUCUGCUGCAGGUGAGUCGGCUCUGAAUAGAAGGGGUUACGGCAAGGACUUGAGGAGGUUGGACUGACAAUGCAUCGUGAAAAGACCUUAUACCGAUGCUGACGAGCCUGGUACUUCGACCACACCAGCUGGACCCAAUGGAGACCACAAGUGCG